AUAAAGCGUUCCACAUCUGAUUGAAUUAUUCUCAAGAAUAUCAAACAAAAAGUAAGAUGUUAUUCUACGUACUAAGUAUAUUCAGCUUUGUAACGUUGGGAUUAUAUACAAAUGGACAAUUUACGCUUCCUUUGAUCACCUGUAAGCGAGAUUCAGAUGAUUAUUCCGCUUGUUUAAAACAUGCUGUAGAGGAGGCAUGGCCACGAUUUUAUAAAGGUAUUCCAGAAAUAGAUUUUCCAUCGUUAAAUCCAUUACUUUACAAAUAUGGCAAAGGUAUAUUUGAUUCAGGCGAAAUACAUGCAGAAGUAAUUUUGAUAAAUGUUACUGUUACUGGUUUAACAGAAUCUCGUCUUUCUGAUGUGAAAACAAACUUUCUUGAUAAUGACAUUUUCCGUUUGGAAAUCGAUGUACAUGUACCGAAAAUGUAUAUAAACGGUUUUGUAACAGCGAUAGGUACUUUAGGUCCAUUCAGACUUAAAAGUAAAGGUAUAUGAAUAAAUUUUAUGUAG
Messenger RNA from Pogonomyrmex barbatus (red harvester ant), 509 nucleotides. Its product is annotated as circadian clock-controlled protein daywake-like. Lineage: Eukaryota; Metazoa; Arthropoda; Insecta; Hymenoptera; Formicidae. Gene Ontology annotation, biological process: multicellular organismal reproductive process. The record is from RefSeq and is a predicted model, not a curated record.